AUGCCCAUAAAGUAUCGUUCCAUCGCUUUCGAGCCGAGUGCCACCGUAGCGGGCCUUAUCAACAAGCGGACGAUUGCAAAGAAUCGGCUUGAUUUGGAUAUCAGCAGGAUUUCGUGCAUAUGGCUAUCAUUGUAUGUGGGCUAUUUAGCAAUCUACUUGUCUUCUGGUUCUUUGGGAUUUGCAUGGAUGAGGCUAUUAUUGAAUGUCGACAUGUUUUCGUGCGUAUGGCUGUCAUUGUAUGUGCGAUAUUCACCAAGCUGCAUGUCUUCUGGUGCAUUGGGAUUGCUAUGGAUGCAGCUGUCAUUGGAUGCCAACAUGUUUUCGUGCGUAUGGCUAUCAUUGUAUGUGGGCUAUUCAGCAAGCUACUUGUCUUCUGGUGCAUUGGGAUUUCUAUGGAUGCAGCUGUCAUUGCGAGCUACUUGUCUUGUUCCCUUUGGAUUCUUGAUGGAUGCAGCUACCAUUGGAUGUCCACAGGGUUUUAUUCAUAUGGCUUUCAUUGCAAACUACUUGUAUUUUGGUCCUUUGGAAUAUUCAUGGAUGCAGCUGGCAUUGCUAAAUAUCGUUCUGUGGAUUCGGGAAACUGUUUACCGUGCAUCUUUUAUAGCUACCUGCAAGUCGUCUCUGCAUCGGUGGAUCUUCAAAGCAAAGUUUUUUAUCGGUGCCAUGGCGGAUGGCAUUCCUCAAUUACUUGUAUGGAUACCUUGGACGUACUCUCGGCAAGUCAAUAUUCUCGCGUAUGCUAUUUCAUCAAGACCGGAUUUAUUUGUUGCAGUGCAUGAUGUGUCUCUCUGA
Molecule: messenger RNA, 792 nt
Organism: Lichtheimia ornata
Lineage: Eukaryota; Fungi; Mucoromycota; Mucoromycetes; Mucorales; Lichtheimiaceae
Exons: 7
Coding region: 1-792 (263 amino acids)
Source: RefSeq, a predicted model, not a curated record